Molecule: messenger RNA, 147 nt
Organism: Cavenderia fasciculata
Lineage: Eukaryota; Evosea; Eumycetozoa; Acytosteliales; Cavenderiaceae
Exons: 1
Coding region: 1-147 (48 amino acids)
Source: RefSeq, a predicted model, not a curated record
AUGGUUCUUUCAGGUGCAGGUUCAGGAUCAGUCUUAUCAGUAUCAUUGAGUGGUGGAACAAGAAAACCAAUCGGUUCACAACCUAUUUCUCAAAGACCAUUUUCCAGACCUCCAUCAUCAUCACUUCCAACAUCUAAUCGUAAGUAA